AGGGAUCCUUUUGCUGCACACCAUGAAUAUAUGCGGCAGAUGAUGAGAAGUUUUUCUGAUCCUUUUGGACGAGAUCCCUUUCUCAGUAUAACAGAUGGUGGGGAGAGAACAGUAGAUCGAAGAGCACGCCAGGACUCUCAGGUUGCUCUAAGAGGAAAUCGCAGACAGGAUGCAGAUUUUGGGGAACCCUUUUUUGCAAUGGACAGGAUGAUGUCAAAUAUGAGAAACAGUAUGCUGGAAAUGCAAAGAAAAUUUGAUGACCUGUCCAUCCAUCCAGAUGCCCACACGUUCAGCUCCUCCUCUGUGAUGACAUACUCCAAAGUAGGGGAUGAACCACCAAAAGUUUUCCAGGCUUCAGCUCAGACACGCACAGCUCCAGGAGGUGUUAAGGAGACAAGAAAAGCAGUCAGGGAUUCUGAAAGUGGACUGGAGAAAAUGGCUAUUGGUCAUCAUAUUCAUGAUCGUGCUCAUGUCAUUAAAAAAUCAAAGAACAGGAAGACUGGUGAUGAAGAAAUGAACCAAGAAUUCAUCAACCUGGAUGAAACUGAGGCCCAGACCUUUGAUGAAGAGUGGCAGAAAGAGAUUAUGAAGUUCAAGCCAUCUAGAACUAGAUGCAAUUUAGAAGCUCCAAAGUACCGAAGUAUUCAUCACAUACCCAAGGAAGAUGGAUCAAGAAGAGAGAAACCACUUGCGGUUGCAGGUUCCAGGGAGCCCAGAGCUUCUUUGGAGAAUCUCAAUGUGAAGGGAACACAUGUCCCCAUCAAAAGCAGCAAAAAAUAAAUUGCUUCCAUUCUCCAUUUGGAUGGAGUUUCUUCAGAGGAGAUAAUGGUGCUGCAUUGCUUAUGUUCAUAUAAGUAUACACGUAUAUAUGACCAAUCUCUGUUUGUUGUUUUAGUUAAGUAAUAGCGUGCCUUCCUACUUCGAUCUUUUGACAACUGAAUGUUCUUUAA
Messenger RNA from Charadrius vociferus (killdeer), 950 nucleotides. RefSeq names its product myeloid leukemia factor 1 (gene MLF1). Bases 31 to 780 code for a protein of 249 amino acids. The record is from RefSeq and is a predicted model, not a curated record. Gene Ontology annotation, cellular component: cytoplasm; nucleus. The transcript is spliced from 6 exons. Gene Ontology annotation, biological process: regulation of DNA-templated transcription. Lineage: Eukaryota; Metazoa; Chordata; Aves; Charadriiformes; Charadriidae.